Haliotis rubra (blacklip abalone) is the source of this 1491-nucleotide messenger RNA. RefSeq names its product neuropeptide S receptor-like. Gene Ontology annotation, biological process: neuropeptide signaling pathway. Gene Ontology annotation, cellular component: membrane. The record is from RefSeq and is a predicted model, not a curated record. Gene Ontology annotation, molecular function: G protein-coupled peptide receptor activity. Lineage: Eukaryota; Metazoa; Mollusca; Gastropoda; Lepetellida; Haliotidae.
AACCUGGUCUAUAUGUAGUUCAACACUCGACACACACUACGGGUAUACGAGUUACACAAGCCAUUAUUCGAAUGAAUAGCUACAGUGGGAGUGGUGCAAGUGAAGGCCUGUUGAACUUCCUGGUCGAAAUGUGCAUAUGCCUUGGGGCAGUCUCUGGGUCUAGUUGCUUGUGAACAACGCAGGUGAGUACAUGGAGUUCAACAUGGCAACGCCUGGUAAAGGUACGACACAGGACAGUGCUGAAGAAUACCACUCUCAGAUAGCGGUGCUUAUGUCCCCUGUCAUUGUCACCAUGGGGAUAAUGAUGCUGGUCGGCUUCUUUGGCAAUAUCCUGGUGAUCUAUAUCUACGCUGUCAGGCUGAAGAGAAGCACCACGCGCCUGUUCAUCACCGCCCUGGCUGUUGCUGACACCGUUGUGUGCAUUGUGUGUAUUCCAGUAGAAAUUGUUGUAGUCCGUUACCUGUACUCCUUCGAUAUCCCAUGGCUCUGCAGGGUGUUCCGGACGAUUGUCCUUGCCUGUGUGACCACUUCAAUAUCCGUGCUUAUAUCUAUCGCCGUUGACAGAUACAAAAGGGUAUGUACUCCUUUCAAGUCUCAGAUUUCUGUCAAAAGGGCGAAAAUUGCAGUUGGUAUUGGCUGUAUUGUUGCUAUAACUCUUGCGUCACCCUCGAUGGUCAUUUUAGGCAGGAAGACGGUCAACAGAACUGUUGUCGGCUACGCAUGCGCCACAGAUGACAGUAUGGUCAAGACACCAUUCCCAGGGCUCUUUAACGGGAUGCAACUUCUCAUUGCCGUUAUCUCCAUAUCAACUCUUACUACGCUUUAUGCGCUGAUUCUGAAGAGAGUCCGAGCACAGAAGAGGUACAGGGAAGGCAUGACCCCUAAGGUAUCCCCUCGCAAGGCCUGCUCAACACAGUCGGGUGAAGCGACGUCUGUGACGGACACAGUGAUUACGUCAACACGCGACAGCACAUUGGUAUCAGCACAGGAUAACAUAGCGACUAGUGACGACACGGCGACAUCAUCACGCGACAACACUGUAACAUCAGCACAUGAAGGGUCACUGUCGUGUGAUGAUACGAUCACCUCGAACGACGAUACGACGACAUCGCCAAUUAACACAAAUGGAAAAAAGGUUGCGAAAAUAAACUCUGGCUUAAAGAACGGAACACACAAGACCACGUUAAUGAUGUUCAUCAUCACGGCCGUGUUUAUUCUCAGCUUUGUUCCUCAUCUGGCUCUGAUGGCGACACGGGCCGUACAGAAACACACGUACGCCCACCUAGAGGGGGCGCCACUGGCUCUGUAUAACCUUUUCCUGAGAACUUACUUCAUCAACUCUGUAUCCAAUCCAAUCAUAUACGGGUUCAUGAGUGACAAAUUCCGAUCACAGGCAAAGAUUGUGUUCAGACGGAUGUGUUGUAAGAAGUAAUGUAAGCACUGAGAACUGUAUUCUUAUCAAUGUUUAAAAUAAUGAAGGAUACAACUUCA